CAUCUUGCCCCCACCCACUUAAGAGCACCUCAUUAAUGGCUGCCCCAACUUUUACUCUCCACUUCCUAAUGCUCUUUCUUCUAAUUUCUGUUCCUUUUUUCUCACAUUGCUAUAGAUUACACUCGUUUCUAAUCAGCUGAAAAAAAUCCAAGAUUUGCUGCUAAAUUUCAACCCUUUUGGGUUUUCUUGCAUUUGCUGUUUCCUUUCUAAUUUGGGUCUUGAAGCAAAGGAAGACAGAAAUGAGAGGAGGGGUCAGUGAAAGUUUCAGACUUGACCUUCUUCUGGUUGUAUUUAUACUCUUCCUUUGCCUCCAGGAAUCCAGUUGCAGCUCACUGAAUAAUCUAAAAGGCUCUCUAAUCAUGGACAUAAAGGAGGAUACUCUUUUGCUAGAGAAGUCACCUACUGCUGCUCCACAACCCCUUCUCCCCCUUCUUGCACCUUCUCCGUUGGCACCUUUCACAAACAGCACUUCACCUAAACUAUCUGGAUUGUGUACGCUGAACUUUGCUGCUGUGAAAAGUAUGAUGACCGUGACAUCAAUAGAUUGUGUAGCUCCAUUUGCAGAGUAUCUGGCUAAUGUCAUGUGUUGCCCUCAACUAGAAACAACUCUUGUUAUUCUUAUUGGGCAGUCUAGUAAACAUUCAAAUAUGCUUGCUUUAAAUGGGAGUCUCGCAAAGCAUUGCCUUUCAGAUUUUCAGCAACUCCUGGUCAGUCAGGGUGCCAAUGAUACUCUGCAGCAGAUAUGCUCUCUACAUCCUGAAAACCUUACUGAAGGUUCUUGCCCAGUCAAAGAUGUUCAUGAGUUUGAGAGCACUGUGGACUCAUCUAGCCUACUUGAUACCUGUGGCAAGAUCGAUCUUGUGAAUGAAUGUUGUGAGGAAACUUGUGGAAAUGCUAUAACAGAAGCUGCUAAAAAACUUGCACUUAAAGCAUAUGAUAUUUCAAGGAUGGAUGACCCUGUGCUGUCUGAUCACACAACUAGAGUUAACGACUGUAAAAGGAUUGUACACCGAUGGCUGGCAAGUAAACUUGAACCUGCUGGAGCAAAACAUGUUCUUAGAGGACUUUCUAAUUGCAAAAACAAUAAAGUGUGCCCUUUGGUUUUUCCUAACAUGAAAAAUAUUACAAAGGCUUGUGGAGAUGGGAUGAAUAACCAAACAAGAUGCUGUAGUACUGUCGAGAGGUAUGUGUCUCACUUACAGAGGCAGAGCUUUGUCACCAACUUGCAAGCUUUGGAUUGUGCUGCCUCGCUUGGACUUAAGCUACAGAAAGACAAUGUUAGCAAAAAUGUCUACAAUCUCUGUCACAUUAGCCUCAAGGAUUUUUCUGUACAAGGUCAGUUUUUAUUUGAAUGCUCUUUGGUGCAUUGUACAGCAUACAAAUACCUUGAAGCUGACUUCAAAUUUUGAUCUUGUCAUGUUUGUGGCAUCGGGUUAUCUUCAAAUGACUAUACUACACCAGUUACACCAGAAGUUUCGGGGUGUCUUUUGUCUAGUUUACCAUCAGAUGCAAUACUGGACAAAACUUUGGGGAUCGGCUUUGUAUGCGACUUAAAUGACAACAUUCCGGCUCCUUGGCCAUCUAUGUCUCAGUUACCAGCUUCAUCAUGCAAGAAGUCUGUGAGAAUUCCUGCACUUCCUGCUGUAGCAUCGGGGCAAAUAAGUUUUAAAGGAUUAAAUAUAUGGUCAUACCUUCUGCUGGCGGCCUCGAUGAUACUGGAAGUCUGCUGUAUAUAUAAUGCUGCCAUUCUUUCUUACUAGCAGUAUUUCGUGGAAGCCUAAAAUCUUGACCAGAAAGGGAACUGUCUGAAGAUGUCUCAUUGACAUCAAAAGUUCAAAAUGUACAAAUGCAGGAAAAUCAUGCACCUACGUAAUUU
Molecule: messenger RNA, 1876 nt
Organism: Solanum stenotomum
Lineage: Eukaryota; Viridiplantae; Streptophyta; Magnoliopsida; Solanales; Solanaceae
Exons: 7
Coding region: 240-1409 (389 amino acids)
Cellular component (GO): plasma membrane
Source: RefSeq, a predicted model, not a curated record